AUGUGGUUUUCUACUGUCAGUGCGCUUGUUGCGCUUGUCUUUUUGCGUGGCGUGAAGACUCAAGACAGCUACAAAGAGAGGGUGCAUGCUUCUGUCAUAUUUACGCGGCAUGGAGAGCGUACGCCCAUUGCGCUUUCGAACUCUUUGACCUUGACACCGCUUGGAGCUCAGCAAAUGUACCAAGCGGGCUCCGUCUUCAGAAACCGCUACGUUGUCAACGAUCCGUCAUCGCCACUGAAUGCCAUUAUUGGCCCUGAUUUGAUUUCGGGCAUCUCAACAUCCUUGAACAAUGAUGAUCUCUAUAUUCUCUCGACCGACGACGAAUACGUUGCUGCUUCUGCGCAGGCGUUUGUCCAGGGCUUGUAUCCCCCUACCGGCGACUUCAACGGCUCAAGCAUCAAUCCGUUCACCGAGUCUAUCCUUGCAAAUGGGACAUGGAUUGAUAGCCCGUUGGGCGGAUACCAAUAUCCACUGAUCCAGACGACCUCAUCGCUCGACCCUAACAGCAUUUGGGUGCAAGGCGACGAAGAUUGCACAGCAUACACCCUAUCCGGCGCGGCGUACUACGCAACUAGUGAGUUUUACGAUACCGCGGCUGCAACGAAUACCUUUUACGAAAAUCUGGGUGCGACCAUUCUCGACGGAGUGUUCCAGAAUGAAUCCAUUGGUUAUUAUAAUGCCUAUCCAAUCUACGAAUAUGCCAAUUACGGCUACCAGCACAACAUGACAAUCCGGAGCAUUCUCCUCAUGGACUCUGAUUUGCAAGACCUCCGCAAUCUCGCCAGCCAGCUGGAAUUCGCGCAAAACGGAAACCUGACCGCCGAUGGGGGCAUCAGGGCCAUGGCCGGACGAACACUUGCCUCCAAGGCUCUCGGGCUCCUUGCCAACAAUAUCGAAACUGGCGGCACUGAGAACAAGCUGAACGUCAUGUUUGGUGGAUUUGAGCCUUUCCUCGCUUUUUUUGCGCUCGCACAGUUGCCCAUGGUUUCCGGAAACUUUUACGGACUGCCGGAAUAUGCAAGUUCCAUGGUUUUUGAGCUCUUCAGCAUCGAUAUCCCCGCUAGCAACAACCAAACGUAUCCUCAGACUGACGAUCUCAUGGUGCGCUUUCUCUUCCGCAACGGCACCGAUGAAAACGCCGAUAUGAUUUCUUAUCCGCUCUUUGGUCGUGGUCGCAGCGAGACCGACAUGUCGUGGUCCGAUUUCUCCACCGAAAUGGAGGCAAUUGCGCUCUCGGACAUUGCCCAGUGGUGCAACGUCUGCGAGGCAUGGACAUUAUUCUGCAUGGCAUAUACAAGCGACAAUUCCACCUCUUGUCUAGGCGGCAAUGAUGACGAUGACGACGACAAGGACAGCAACGUGACGCCUCAAGUCGCAGGAGUCAUUGGCGCUGCUGUCACUCUCGGUGUCGGUAUGAUUGCCUUUGCAAUUGCCAUGCUCCUUUUCGGAGUCCGCUUCCAUCGCAACAACGGCAGGCGAAGAAGCUCCGGAUUCGGCGGCUUCAAGGGCCCAGAAAAGAUGGACUCGGAUGCGGACCUUACUAUUGUCAAGAAUGCCGCAGGUGUCGCGGUCGAGCCGAGAACUCAUGAGCGCGUAGGAAGUUGGGAAUUGUCCGACUCGCCAACCGCAGCUGGUGGUGCAGGUAAUGCUGCUGCUGCUGGCGCAGGUGGACAAGCCCCACCUCGUCCGGAGCGCUCAUGGAGCCAAAUUUCUGGUCUGCAGCGGAAUGGCCAACGGCACGCGAGACUGGAUGACCAUGACGAAGAUGAUAUCGGAGUCGAUCCGUAUACGAAACCAGUGCGCAUUGACGACAGGGUGUAA
Molecule: messenger RNA, 1821 nt
Organism: Xylona heveae TC161
Lineage: Eukaryota; Fungi; Ascomycota; Xylonomycetes; Xylonales; Xylonaceae
Product: phosphoglycerate mutase-like protein
Exons: 1
Coding region: 1-1821 (606 amino acids)
Biological process (GO): dephosphorylation
Molecular function (GO): phosphatase activity
Source: RefSeq, a predicted model, not a curated record